Sipha flava (yellow sugarcane aphid) is the source of this 1057-nucleotide messenger RNA. RefSeq lists its product as uncharacterized. Lineage: Eukaryota; Metazoa; Arthropoda; Insecta; Hemiptera; Aphididae. The annotation marks the transcript as partial. The transcript is spliced from 2 exons. The record is from RefSeq and is a predicted model, not a curated record.
AUGGAGUCGUCGGAAUUGUGUGUAGUUGAAAGUGCUUCGAUUACCAUGAAUACAAAAAAUAACCGUGGUCAUAUAAUUUUAACCUAUGAAAAAGAUAUUGGAAACUAUUUGAUCGUCGAAAAUAUUGACGAUUGUUUAAAACAUGAACUUUUACGUAAUCCUUGGGUACCGAAUACUACUUAUGAUUUUAAUAGUGAUUUGAAAUCAGGAAGAACUCGAGCAUUUAGACAUCAAUGGUUGCACGAAAACGGUUCAUGGUUGACAUAUUCAGCUCUUGAGGGUGUGAAAGGAGCUUUUUUUAGAAUAUGUUUGUUGUUCAAGCCAUCAAUUCAUAGAGAUGUACAAGAUGGAUUUAUAAUAAAACCUUUUACUAAGUAUAAAGAUUUUCAUGCAUCUUCUAAAAUACAUUUGUCUUCAAAUUGGCACACUGAAUCAAUGUCAAGAGCAAAAGAUUUUAUGGAUAUUAUGAAUUGUAAAAAAAUUGGAACAAGGAAAAAAUCAAAUUCUGGUGUUUUUCAUGAUCUUUUGAAUUUUCGUAUUGAAUCUGGCAAUGAGAUAUUGAAAGAUCAUUUUUUAACUAAUGUGGGAAAUGCUAAAUAUUCAUCCCAUAGAACUCAAAAUGAAUUAAUUACAUUGUGUGGAAAAAUAUUAAAAGGAGAAAUAGUAUGUGAAGCUAAUGCCGCGUAUGCGUUUUCCAUUAUUACUGACGAAUCAGCAGAUAUUUCUGGUGUUGAGCAGCUAACAAUUGUAAUUAGAUUUUUAGUCAAACAGUCAAAGAUUCGAGAAGAAUUCCUUGGCUUUUUACCAUUAGACAAAUUAGACGCAGAAUCAGUUGCUUCUAAAAUUUUAUCAUUUAUGGAAGAUAGUGUUCUUAAUUUAAGUAAAUUUUGUGGACAAGGUUAUGACGGCUGUGCUACAAUGGCUAGAAAAGUAGGCGGUGUUGCUAAAUUAAUUCGUGACCGAUAUAAUAAAGCUUUAUAUUUCCAUGUUGCUAGUCACCGAUUAAAUUUAGUAAUUAACGAUCUAAACAAAGUUAUGGUUAUUCGUAAUACUAUUG